Bolinopsis microptera is the source of this 3199-nucleotide messenger RNA. RefSeq names its product aldehyde dehydrogenase family 16 member A1-like. Gene Ontology annotation, molecular function: oxidoreductase activity, acting on the aldehyde or oxo group of donors, NAD or NADP as acceptor. The record is from RefSeq and is a predicted model, not a curated record. Bases 39 to 2567 code for a protein of 842 amino acids. The transcript has 17 exons. NCBI's taxonomy places the organism in Eukaryota, Metazoa, Ctenophora, Tentaculata, Lobata, Bolinopsidae.
CAACACUACUAUAUAACAAAUAAUUUGAGGACAGUAGAAUGUCUAGCGAAUCUCCCCCUUCCAAAAGACAAGCAACUGACAAAAAGGUUGGUGCGACAGGGUUCAGUGAUGAGAAUGUGAGCAUGAACAAGCAGCUGCCAGAUAUCAUCAUGGCUAAUGAAGAUGAACAGAACGGACAUUUCGUCUCAAAGGAGAAAGCUAUCUUCAAGAAUCUGGAGUACAGUUCAGCAAAGGAAUCAGAUGCUGCUGCCAUGGCGUGGAUCAACUCACAGAAACUAGGAGACUUUGUGAUGAACAAGAUGAGUCCUGGAUCAGGAGAAAUGUUGACGGUUACCAACAUCUCCACUGAUAAAUUGAUCACACACAUCCCAACAAACGGGGGGAGUAUUGCUGAAGCGAUGAAAGGAGCUAGGGAGGCUAAGGAAGGGUGGGGUAAGAUGCAGGGUCACAUUCGAGCCAGACACCUUUACAGUGUGACGCGUGAAGUACAGAAGCAAGGUAAACUCCUCGCUGUAAUGGAGUGUAUCAGUACCGGAGUGGCUAUACGCGAGUGUAAGAAUGUUAUGUUAGCUGACCUGGUCCAGACUCUCUACCACUUUACUGGGUGGGCUGAACUCUCCUCUCCUGAAGUGAAGGAUUGCCAGUCACAUGGUAUUGUAGCUGUAUUGCUACCUGAAGUAGCUACCCUCACACAGAUAGCUCAACAGGUGGUACCAGCCCUAGCAGCUGGUAACUGUGUGGUAGUAUCUCCAGCAGCCCCCCUCCCUGCCCUACUAUUUGCUGGCCUGUGUGUCACUGCUGGCCUUCCUUCUGGUGUUUUAUCUGUUGUUAUUGGAGAAGAGGCUAGACAGGCUCUGUUAUCAGACAGGAAUGUUGCAAUGUUGAGCGGAUCUCUGUCCAGUAAGGAAGAAUGCAGAUCAGUUGUAAACUCUUUACAAUAUCCGAUCCCUGUAUCUCUGUCUCAAGUUGGCAAGAGCUCCAUGAUAGUCUUUAGUAACAGUGAUAUUGACAGUGCUGUAGAUUGUCUUGCUGACAAAGCUUUCUACGCUUCAGGUCAGGCAUAUGAUAGUGUUGGCAAAGUACUUGUGCAGACUUCGUGCUAUGAGAAGUUCUGUAAACGAUUGGAGAAGAAAAUCUCCAAAUUGAGAGUUGGCAAUGCCAUGGAUCAUUCAAACGAUAUCGGAGCUACUGCUUCAAAAAAUAUUACUGCUAUCAAAGAAGUUGUAUCUCUCAACACCCAUCUCUCUCAGUUCAAAAGCACCUCCGCACUCCCCUCAGAAGGCUCGUUCCAGAUUCCAACUGUACUUCUAGACGUUCAACCCAGCAAUGAUAUCUGGGAUGAAGCAAUGUUGGGCCCUCUUGUUAAAGUAGCCUCCUUUAGAACGACUAAAGAAGCUGUAGCGAUUAUUAAUCACUCUAAACAGGGUGUAGGUUGUUCUGUUUGGUCCGAGAAGAACAGUCUUAUUAUGCAGCUGACGAAGCAGUUGAACGUUGGAACAGUAUGGGUGAACUGUCACGGAAUUAGAGAAUCUUCCAGGCCUUCUCAGUACAGGAACUGUACAGGGUCAGUACAGUGUGGAGGGGUGGACCUUCUGAAACUAUACAUGGCUCCUUCAGCUUCUCCUAAACACUCUUUCUCUGAUGAGAAGAUAGAUCCUAAUCUGGUUAAGAACUUUGGAAAAGCAAGCCCUCCUGCUCUUCCACUCGACAAACCUACAGUUGAUCCAGAGGAGAGUGUGAACAGGACGAUAAAGUUGUUUAUAGGAGGAGCAUUGAAGCGCUCUGCAAACGACUCGUACAGAGAGGUACGCAGUUCAACAGGAACAGUACUGGGCUCUUUACCGGAUGCUACUAAAAAGGAUGUCAGAGAUGCAGUGGAGGCUGCCGCUAAAGCCUUCCCCGGUUGGUCAGGGAAAAGCGGGUACAACAGAUCUCAAAUACUCUACUUCUUGGCUGAAAACAUCUGUCGACGGAAGGAGGACUUUGCUGAGGUUAUUGCUCAGUCUACGGGCAGGAAAUACGACGAUGGAAUGCAAGAGGUAGAUACGUCACUACAGAGACUGUUCAUGGCAGCAGCCUGGGCCGACAAGUUCGCUUCCUCUCCCUGGGAGCAGAAGGACCCAGUUGGUGUGAUUGGGAUCACAGCACCUGCUCAGUGGCCCAUGUUGGGACUCUGCUCUCUGCUCGGCCCUGCUAUUGCUGCUGGUAACACUGUGGUUGUGCUGCCUAGUGACAAGUUCCCUCUCGUGGCUGCUGAUCUCUGUCAGGUGAUAGCGACUAGUGACAUUCCUGGAGGAGUAGUGAACAUGGUGUACGGCUCUCAGUCACCUCUCUCACUUACUCUAGCUCAACACCAACACGUCCAGGCUGUCUGGUACUUCGGAUACCCUGAAGGUUGUCACGUGAUGACGAAAGAAGGAGUAGAGAACAACAAGCAGGUAUGGAGUGAGGAGUACGAUAAGAGGAAGUGGAACAGUCUUGUACAGGGUACAGGCUACACCAUCAACAACCAUUGCUACAACAACAAGGUGGUUAUCAUGCCUGCCGGAGACUCGUUCGCUAACUAGUCUAUCAGGAACUUCAACCUAGUGAUAGAGACUUGAACCUAGUGGUAUGGACGUGGACAUAGUGUAAAGGACUUGGAAUUAGGAAUAGGGACUUGAACCUAGUGGUGGGGAUUUCUCCCUAGUGGGAUGAUGUUAUAGUAUUAGUGUUGUGUGUAUGAUCUCACCUACGCUCCCUUAGAGUGGAGCAAGUUUUUACGUUUAAUAAAUGUUUGUAUUUUAAACACAGGUAAUAAUUACAUCAUAGAACCUGAUUAUUUCCACAGGUAUUUAAAUUAUUUUAAAUUAUUCGCUUAAUAAAUUAUUACCAAUUUAAAAGUUGAUUUAUAGUCUUCAGACGUGCACAAAUAUUUUGUAUAUCUAACUUAUUAAAGCAGCGAAAGCUGCGGAAGAUUUCCAAGAUGAUUACACAAUUUUAAUUUAUACAUUUAAUACAUGCUGCAAACUCUGCGGGAGUUGUCGAUUUUUUCCACCAAUGAUUAAUUUGCGGUUGUCGGAUAAGAUGCUUUCUUUGUAAGGUUUGAUUUUGAUAGUGGUAGAAUUACUUGAUCAGCAGAGUGUGAUUUUUGACAAAUAUAAUAUUAAUGUUGGAGGAGUAAGCGUUAAUGUCUUAUGUUCCAUUCAUCAUAUUUUAA